Chrysochloris asiatica (Cape golden mole) is the source of this 1104-nucleotide messenger RNA. RefSeq names its product CDC42 effector protein (Rho GTPase binding) 1 (gene CDC42EP1). The transcript is spliced from 2 exons. The record is from RefSeq and is a predicted model, not a curated record. Lineage: Eukaryota; Metazoa; Chordata; Mammalia; Afrosoricida; Chrysochloridae. Bases 1 to 1104 code for a protein of 367 amino acids.
AUGCCAGGUCCCCAGGGGGCUGGAGGAGCCCCCACCAUGAGCUUCGGCAAGCUCUCACCCGUUGGCUGGGUGUCCAGCUCACAAGGGAAGAGGAGGCUGACAUCGGACAUGAUCAGCCCUCCGCUCGGGGACUUCCGCCACACCAUGCACGUGGGCCGCGGCGGGGAUGUCUUCGGUGACACCUCCUUCCUCAGCAACCAUGGCGGCAACUCCGGGGGCACCCACCGCUCACCCCGCAGCUUCCUGGCCAGGAAGCUGCAGCAGGUGCGGAGGGUGGGGGUGCUGCCCCGGCGGAUGGCCUCCCCGACUACGCCCUCACCAGCACCGCCUGCCAUCUCUCCCAUCAUCAAAAACGCCAUAUCCUUGCCCCAGCUCAACCAGGCCACCUAUGACAGCCUUGUGGUGAGCAAGCUCAGUUUUGACAGCAGCCCGGCUUGCUCUACGGAUGGCAAUUCCAGCUACGGCCUGGACUCCGGGUUCUGCACCAUCUCCCGCCUGCCCCGCCCAGAAAAGUCCCGAGACCGUGAACUCGAGAGCUCCUUCUCCUCUGGGACUGAACUCCGCCGCUCUGACUCCCUCCUGUCCUUCCGUCUUGACCUUGACCUUGGGCCCUCCCUCCUCAGUGAGCUGCUGGGGGUCAUGAGCCUCUCCGAAAACCCUGCAACUGAGACCUCCACCCCAGUGCCCCUCACGAACCCCCCAGCUCCCACCUCAAACCCCCCAGUUUCCACCUUGAACCCCGCAGCCCCUGCCACCAAUUCUCCAAGCCCAUGGCCCCGUGGACUCUGCCCUAAUGGGUUAACUGGGUCAGGCCCAGAGACUGAGGCGAGGCCCAACCCAGUUGCAGGGGGAUCCCGUGCACCUGCUGACAUGGCCCCUGGUAGGCACUGGGGAGCAGGUCGGGCAGGCAGCCACCACCACACCAAUAUGGAUGCCCGGCAGGAGUUGACAGAGGUGCUGCCCCAGCCCCGGGCCUCCUGGGAGAGCCUGGAUGAAGAGCGGGGAGCCUCCCAGGCCAGCAGCUGGGCCCCCGUGCCCAGCACAGUCCAAGCAAACACGUUUGUGUUUGCCGAUGCUGAGGAAGACGAUGAAGUCAAGGUGUGA